Sipha flava (yellow sugarcane aphid) is the source of this 939-nucleotide messenger RNA. RefSeq names its product nucleoside diphosphate-linked moiety X motif 8. Lineage: Eukaryota; Metazoa; Arthropoda; Insecta; Hemiptera; Aphididae. The transcript has a single exon. The coding region runs from base 131 to 853 and encodes 240 amino acids. The record is from RefSeq and is a predicted model, not a curated record. Gene Ontology annotation, molecular function: coenzyme A diphosphatase activity.
UUUUUUAUUUUAAAUAUUAAAUAUUGUUUUAAAUAACUUUAUUUAGUUUCUUGGUUUUAAGUUAAUGUCUCAUAAUCAUGUUAUAAGCCUUUCAUGUUAAUUACAUUUUAUAUAAUUUAUAUAGUAAGUUAUGUUAUUUAAAAUUGUCAUGCAGAGUAAACAGUUGAAAAGUUUGCCAAAGUUUUCAAGAUUCUUAUCGCAUACAUCUGCAAGUACUCAAUAUUUUGAUUUGCAUUACAUAUUUUUCAAAGAAAACUCAAUAAAAUAUGUGAAAUCAUUUAAGUCUUUAUGUCCUCGUUUAAACACUGAUAAUAAACGUCAGGCUGCUGUUCUAAUUCCAUUGUGUAUUGUUAAAGAUGAAGUUUCAUUAUUAUAUACAUUGAGAACGAGUAAUUUAAAGAGAAAUAGUAGUCAAGUAUCCUUCCCUGGUGGAAUGCAUGAAAUGGAUGAAAAACUUCAAGAUACAGCUUUGCGGGAAUCUUGUGAAGAACUUGGAAUAUCUGAAAGUAGUAUUGAUAUUUGGGGAAGUGGGAGAUUUAUUGUUUCUAAAGAUAUAGCAAUUAUGCCAUUUUUAGGAAAUAUUGGUGUCAUAGAUCCAGAUAUGUUAAAUGUUAAUCAUGAAGAAGUACAAUAUGCUUUUGCUAUUCCUCUUAAACAUUUUUGUGAACCAGCAAAUUGCAAAUAUACAUACUUUAGGCAAAAAUCAAAUCGGUUAAUGGUUUUACCAGUCUACACUAAUGAUUACAAAAAAAUUUGGGGCAUGACUGCCUAUAUGACAUGGUUAGCAUUAAAAUCAAUCAUACCAGAGAAGUUUACUCAAUCAAUUUCAUCAUCAUUAUAUAAAAUAAAUUAAAAAAGACCAUAUUGUAAACCAAUGUUACCAGUUUAGCUAUUAAGAAUUUUAUAGUUGAAUAAUAAAAUUGUUUAUUUACAUAAUUA